UCUUUUGAUCCUCUGCCAUCAUGGGUAUUUCGCGAGAUCAUUAUCACAAACGAAGACCCACCGGAGGUAAACGUAAACCUCUUAGAAAGAAGAGGAAGUUCGAAUUAGGUAGACCUGCUGCCAACACCAAGCUUGGUGCCCAGAGAAUCCACACCGUUCGUACUCGUGGAGGUAACAAGAAGUACCGUGCACUUCGUCUUGACACUGGUAAUUUUUCAUGGGCAAGUGAGUGUAGCACCCGUAAAACUCGUAUCAUCGAUGUGGUCUACAACGCCUCUAACAAUGAACUUGUUAGAACUAAAACUUUGGUAAAGAACGCUAUCGUUACUAUCGAUGCUACUCCAUUCAGACAAUGGUAUGAAAGCCACUACAUCUUACCAUUGGGACGCAAACGCGGAGCUAAACUUACUGAAGCCGAAGAGGAGAUUUUGAAUAAGAAAAGAUCCAAGAAAACUGAAAACAAAUACAAGGCAAGACAGCGGCUGGCUAAAGUUGAACCAGCAUUGGAAGAGCAGUUCGCAACUGGACGUGUGUUAGCCUGUAUUGCAAGCCGACCAGGUCAAUGUGGUCGCGCUGAUGGUUACAUUUUGGAAGGCAAAGAACUCGAGUUCUACAUGCGUAAAAUAAAAAGUAAAAAAGCCAAGUAAUGUAACGGCUAAUAAACAAGUCUUCGAAAAAAUGAUAA
Molecule: messenger RNA, 685 nt
Organism: Microplitis mediator
Lineage: Eukaryota; Metazoa; Arthropoda; Insecta; Hymenoptera; Braconidae
Gene: RpS8
Product: 40S ribosomal protein S8
Exons: 4
Coding region: 21-647 (208 amino acids)
Biological process (GO): maturation of SSU-rRNA from tricistronic rRNA transcript (SSU-rRNA, 5.8S rRNA, LSU-rRNA); translation
Cellular component (GO): ribosome; cytosolic small ribosomal subunit
Molecular function (GO): structural constituent of ribosome
Source: RefSeq, a predicted model, not a curated record